This is a messenger RNA of Sarcophilus harrisii (Tasmanian devil), 1811 nucleotides long. RefSeq names its product deoxyribonuclease 1 like 1 (gene DNASE1L1). Gene Ontology annotation, biological process: DNA catabolic process. The record is from RefSeq and is a predicted model, not a curated record. Lineage: Eukaryota; Metazoa; Chordata; Mammalia; Dasyuromorphia; Dasyuridae. The transcript has 10 exons. Gene Ontology annotation, molecular function: DNA nuclease activity. Gene Ontology annotation, cellular component: nucleus. Bases 284 to 1192 code for a protein of 302 amino acids.
GCCCCGCCGGCAGGAUGGGGUGGGGUGCUGGCCGGGCGAGCUGCCCGGAAAGGGAGAAGGAACUGCCGGGACCGGGAGGGACCCGGGGGCAGACGCGGCUGGUGGCGGCGCCUCAGGGAGAAGGCCGAAAGCGCGAGUGGAAAGCAGUCCUAGAGUGUGGCCGCCAGCCAGCGUGCCGCCCCAAGACGGUCCUUGAAAUCUGCCCGACCUUCCAGUGACAUGGUUGCCUUCCUGUGUGGUGCUUGAUGAUUCAGUGAGAAGCCCCCCUGUGACUCUCCCAGCCAUGCCCACCCCGGUCCCUAUGCUGCUCUUUACCCUGCUCCUGGCGGGGAUGACGAGUGCCUUCCGGAUAUGUGCCUUCAAUGCCCAGAGGCUGACAGUUGGCAAGGUGGCGAAGGUCCGUAUCAUGGAUGCUAUGGUUAAGAUCUUGGCUCGGUGUGACAUCACGGUGUUGCAGGAGGUCGUGGACACCACGGGCGAUGCCAUUCCUUUGCUGCUCAGGGACCUCAACAGGUUUGAUGACUCUGGCCCCUAUAGCUCCCUGAGCAGCCCUCUGCUGGGACGCAGUACCUACAUGGAGAAAUAUGUUUACGUAUACCGGUCACACAAGACCCAGGUCUUGGGCAGCUACGUGUACAACGAUAAGCUGGAUGUCUUUGCCCGGGAGCCAUUUGUGGCCCAGUUCAGCCUGCCCAGCAAGGUGCUCCCCAAGCUGGCCCUGGUGCCGUUGCACACGACCCCCAAGGAUGUGGCGACCGAGCUGGAUGCCCUAUAUGUCGUCUUCCUCAAUGUCUCCCGGCACUGGCAGAGUGAGGACGUGAUUCUGCUUGGAGAUUUCAACGCAGACUGCUCAUCGCUGUCCAAGAAGCGCCUAGGGGAGCUGGUGCUAAAGAGCCAAGCGGGCUUCCGCUGGGUGAUCCCCGAUGAGGAGGACACAACUGUGAGAGAGAGCACGCACUGCAGCUAUGACCGAAUUGUGGUUCAUGGAAAGCAUUGCCAAGAUCUGGUGAAAUGGGCAGCUGCCUUCAAAUUUCCCCAAAGCUUCCAAAUGACUGAGGCUGAGGCUCUGAACAUCAGUGACCACUACCCUGUGGAGGUAGAGCUGAGUGGGUCUCCAGGCUGGCCCCUGGCCUCCAUCCUGUUUAACCUUGCUAUGCUGCUACUGCUCACUGGACUGGACUCUACCUUGUGAAAAGUUUGGCCUCCGGGACCCUGGCCUCCUCAUCUUGGGGACCUCUGCAGGGACUGACUCCCUUCCCUGUCUAGCCCGUAGCCCCGACAGUGCCUUUUUCUUGACUCCAUCAAUCAGGACUCAGCUCACUCUUGCCCUUCUUAUCUCUUUUGUGAGCACCAGACCUGUUCUCUUACCUUACCAGCUCCCCACCAUAUUUAUUCGUUUCUGCUCCUGUGAUUUGGAGGUCGGGGGAGGGGGGAGGACGAGGCCCCUUCCCUCUCCUGACCUUUGGGGUCACGAUCUCAUCCACGAGACUGUAGUGACAGCAUGUACGGGCUGUCCCGGGCCUCCACAGGCUUUGCCCUCGGAACUCUGCCGGCUGCCAGAGUUGGUGAGCCAGGUGUCAACUCAGGAAACUGUGGGCUCCGACCACAAGCCACACUCCUACAUCCCCUCCUCAGAUGUGGGCCUUUUGCUGUGAGAGGUGUCCAUCCCUCCUGGCCUUGGCUUCCCCGCUGGGGAUUUGGGGGCCCAUUAAUAUCCCACGGGCAACCGUGAGCUUUGGAGGGCCGGGGAUGCUGCCUGUGUAAAGUGCUCCAGACUAAAUAAACAGGGCCUGGUGGCUGACUGAACUCAA